Molecule: messenger RNA, 14638 nt
Organism: Coregonus sp. 'balchen'
Lineage: Eukaryota; Metazoa; Chordata; Actinopteri; Salmoniformes; Salmonidae
Source: the annotation of a GenBank genome assembly
CGGUUGGGAAGGGGUGUGUGAUUGGGCGCGACACACGUUACCUAGGAAUGUUAUUAAAUAGUUACAAUUUUGAUACGAUUUAGUAAUCCCUUAUUUAUGCUUUAGUGUAAAUAAUCUGUUUUAAGUCAGGAUGGUGAUGCUACGCAGCAGCGGCGUGGGCGCGGAACCAGCAACUCCGAAGAGGAAUCGGGCUGACUUGGAUACGAGCUCCGAGUUUCUGUCCCUGCAGCACUCCUCGCAGACAAAGUCGAGUCGUCUGAAGAGGGGCCUGGAUGACAGCUUCAGCAGCACUGAAAAGACGAGAAAUGUGAGGCCCUUUUAAAUAGUUGACAUUAUAAAAUGUCACUGUAAACUCCGCUGUUGAUCAUUGAAAUGUGUUAGCAUGUUAGCUAACUGACAGCAUAUGUUAGCUAACCAGCUAACUAGCUAGCCCGCCAUUGACGUUUGUGCCUAGCUAACCGCAUUCUAUGCCAGUUGUAACCUAACGUUAGCUAACUGGAUGCUAAGGUUCUAAAUUAGUUGGCCUGUUACCCCAUAGGGAUGUAAACUAGAGAUAGGGGCUAUCUCCCAUAGAUGUAUAUAUCGUGGAGUUGAGUAAACUAAGCUAGUUAGCUAGCCCCUUGGUUAGUAAGUGGAACUGACGAACUACAAUAAAAGUGGUUGUUUCUGAAUGUGGAUAGGUAUGUAGCCUGCUAGCUAACUUAUAUAGUUAGCCAGCUGUAAGUUCGCUUACUAACGUCACACUUAAAAUGACUGGAUCCUUCUGUGAAUGCAGCUGAUGUUUUUGUUUUAUCCUAACAUAGGGUCACUCGAUGGUGAAGGAGGAGGAUAGCCCUCCCAGACGAGGAUCCCUGAGGACCAGGGGACAGACCGUCAAACAUGAGGUGUCCUUUGCUGAAAUGAAUGGCCAGACUAAGUGCCCAACCAAGUCCCCUGAGAAAGAGGAGGAAACUGGCGAACACAGCACAAGGUAACUACUUAUGUUUUAUGCAGAUAAAUGGUAUUCAUUGUAUGUGAAUCAGCUUCCACUCCUCUCUGUAUAGUCGGUGAUACCGAACAUGAUGUUUACAAACAUAAGAAGGUAUGUCAUCACAACCCAGGCCUCCAUCUUUAAGUUCUCAUUUUGUUUAUCUCUGCAGGAAAUCCCCAAGACUGCAGGGUGAUGGAAAAGCCUCCACAUCAUCCAGGGACAAGCAAUCUGAAGCUGGUAACUACAUCAUUUCUAGAUCACAUUUACAUGAAUGAAUGCCACCUCCAACAGUAUAGCAUGAAGGAGACACCAUUUAGUUUAAAUUAUUUCAGCUACAAUGUUUAUCAUCAAGUUACUAUUUUAUUUUUUAUAUAUCUUCUUCCAGAUGCUACUGAUGAAGUUGAGGAAGAAGAGGCCUCUACUCUGAAGAAGACCCAGUUUGUCCUGCGUCCCAGGGAGGAGGACAGCUCUGUGAGACGCAGCUCCAGGAUCACCAGAUACAAGCGCAACUCCAGGAACCAGUCUGUGCUCUAUAACCGCCUCAUCACCAAGUAAGAACAUCUCCAUCAGCAGUCAUCGUGCAUCAGGGGUGGCCAACCCUCCUAGCUACCCAUCUACCACAGGGUUUUUCUCCAGCCCUAAUCAAGCACCGGGGCAGGAGAAAACGCCUGCAUGCACAGUAGCUCUCUAGUAGGAGGGUUGGCCACCACUGUUGUACAUCCUCUUGUCAGUCUGGGUUGCAUGCUUAUAAAGGCAAAGUUGAUAACAGUGAAAUUAACGUGCGUUACUUUUUCAUUCUAUUCGUAAAGUACUGCUGAGGCAGUGCUGCAGAAGAUGGAUGACAUGCAGAAAAUGCGUCGGCGUUUAAGAAGCAGGGAUACUACAGAGGAGGUAAGCUUAAUUAAUGCUACAGGUUCAUAGCUUUAUAAUAGAGGUCGUUAAACGUCACCGUGAUGUCUCCCGUCAAUGUCAUGCUCCCCAUUCUGUUAGACCCUGUACGCUGGGGCCAAGAGGAAAAGGGCUUCUGAAACAACCGAUGAAGGAACUGAAGACCCUCAAGAGAAGGAGAAUGGAGGGAACUCCAGUGAAGAAGAGCAUGAUAAGGAAGAGGGAAGCAAAAAUAAUCAGGCAGAUGAGGAGGAGGAGGAUGAUGAGGAGGAGGAGGAUGAUGAUGAAGAGGGUGAAGAUGACAACCAGAAACGCUAUGACUUCAGGCAGAGGAAAGCUGCAGUUCGCUACCAGGCACCUCGGGAGGGUUAGAUAUUUUCUGUUUAAACUGUUUGGAUCUUUUGUUUCACUGAAGUCUGUAUACUUACAGCCAGCAGCACCAGUACAUGUACUCAACAUUUAUUGUCAAGCUGUACUAGUAGUUAUUAUUCCCAUCGCUUGUCCUUCGACUCAUUUCUCAUGGUUGACCUUUUUUAUUUCCCACUAUCCCCACAGAGCCCAAGACAAAGUCCAUCUUCUUCAAGACUUCAAGACACUUGUCCCCAUCCAGGCGGAGGUAUAGGUUCAGCUCUACUGGUCCAAGAAGCCCUUACAACAGGAGAGGCAGCAGGUCGGUAGGCUACAGAACCUAGUGCCUACUACCAUGUCAGACUUAUCAAGUUUAGUUUAACGUUGUUUACUAACUAUUACAACAAAUCACAAUUCAUUCCUAAAUGCUACUUCCUUGCGCUUCUGAUUUCUGGCAUCCACAGGAGUGUGUCUGAAAGGUAAGUCAUUGCCAGUGUGUUUUAGGUGUGUGGUGUCAUCAGGGUUUCUGUAAUGGCUGGUUUCUUGGUCAUUGAGCUGCAUGGUGAUGGGUGAUGGUCUGUGUACAGUAAGUUGUCUGUGGGUGCUGCUUGUGACUGGUCAAAUCCUGACGUUACUGGCCUUUUGACGUCUGGCUCUGCCAUACUCCUUUCUUUUCCCUGUAGAAGAAGACAUGCCAUCCACAGUAGUGACUCCACCUCCUCCUCAUCCUCUUCCUCCUCCUCCUCCUCUGACGAUGAGAAGUUCCAGAGGAGGAGGAGUAAGAGCAGGAACAGAUCUGUGAAUAGAUGUCUUCCCAUGAACCUGCUGAAAGAGGAUGUCCUGGGAAUCCACAAGGACAGGAUGAAGAUUGGAGCCAGUCUAGCUGACGUUGACCCCAUGCAGAUAGCCAGGUCUGGCUCAGCAAAUCUAGCUGCUUACCCAUGCAGAUGGACAGACCAGUAGUCAGUGACGUGACCCCAUGCAGAUCCACUAGCCCUAGCUGACGUUGACCCAUGCAGAUGGAGACGUAAGUAGCAGUGAACAGAUGCGCGUAAUAGCUGACGUUCCCAUGCAGAUGGACAAGUAGUUAGCUGGACUUGACCCCAUGCAGAUGGAUGAGCAUAGUCUAGCUGACGUUGACCCCAUGCAGAUGGACCAGACAGUAAGUCUAGCUGACGUUGACCCCAUGCAGAUGGACCAGACAGUAAGUCUAGCUGACGUUGACCCCAUGCAGAUAGACCAGACAGUAAGUCUAGCUGACGUUGACCCCAUGCAGAUGGACCAGACAGUAAGUCUAGCUGACGUUGACCCCAUGCAGAUGGACCAGACAGUAAGUCUAGCUGACGUUGACCCCAUGCAGAUGGACCAGACAGUAAGUCUAGCUGACGUUGACCCCAUGCAGAUGGACCAGACAGUAAGUCUAGCUGGAGUUUGACCCCAUGCAGAUGGACCAGGCAGUAAGUCUAGCUGACGUUGGACCCCAUGCAGAUGGACCAGGCAGUAAGUUCUAGCUGACGUUGACCCCAUGCAGAUGGACCAGACAGUAAGUCUAGCUGACGUUGACCCCAUGCAGAUGGGACCAGACAGUAAGUCUAGCUGACGUUGACCCCAUGCGAUGGACCAGACAGUAAGUCUAGCUGACGUUGACCCCAUGCAGAUGGACCAGACAGUAAGUUCUAGCUGACGUUUGACCCCAUGCAGAUGGACCAGACAGUAAGUCUACUGACGUUGGACCCCAUGCAGAUGGACCACGGCAGAAGUUAGCUGACGUUGCCCAUGCAGAUGGACCAGACAGUAAGUAUAGCUGACGUUGACCCCAUGCAGAUGGACAGAAAGUAAGAUAGCUGACGUUGACCCCAUGCAGAUGGACCAGACCAGUAAGUCUAGCUGACCGUUGACCCCAUGCAGAUGGACCAGGCAGUAAGUCUAGCUGACGUUGACCCCAUGCAGAUGGACCAGACAGUAAGUCUAGCUGACGUUGACCCCAUGCAGAUGGACCAGGCAGUAAGUCUAGCUGACGUUGACCCCAUGCAGAUGGACCAGACAGUAAGUCUAGCUGACGUUGACCCCAUGCAGAUGGACCAGACAGUAAGUCUAGCUGACGUUGACCCCAUGCAGAUGGACCAGACAGUAAGUCUAGCUGACGUUGACCCCAUGCAGAUGGACCAGACAGUAAGUCUAGCUGACGUUGACCCCAUGCAGAUGGACCAGACAGUAAGUCUAGCUGACGUUGACCCCAUGCAGAUGGACCAGACAGUAAGUCUAGCUGACGUUGACCCCAUGCAGAUGGACCAGACAGUAAGUCUAGCUGACGUUGACCCCAUGCAGAUGGACCAGACAGUAAGUCUAGCUGACGUUGACCCCAUGCAGAUGGACCAGACAGUAAGUCUAGCUGACGUUGACCCCAUGCAGAUGGACCAGACAGUAAGUCUAGCUGACGUUGACCCCAUGCAGAUGGACCAGACAGUAAGUCUAGCUGACGUUGACCCCAUGCAGAUGGACCAGACAGUAAGUCUAGCUGACGUUGACCCCAUGCAGAUGGACCAGGCAGUAAGUCUAGCUGACGUUGACCCCAUGCAGAUGGACCAGGCAGUAAGUCUAGCUGACGUUGACCCCAUGCAGAUGGACCAGACAGUAAGUCUAGCUGACGUUGACCCCAUGCAGAUGGACCAGACAGUAAGUCUAGCUGACGUUGACCCCAUGCAGAUGGACCAGGCAGUAAGUCUAGCUGACGUUGACCCCAUGCAGAUGGACCAGACAGUAAGUCUGACUAGUAACAGUAAGGAGGAAACCUUCAGGAGCUCUCUCCAGUCCAUACUGGCACCAGUCAUGUUAAAGGGGGAAAGGAUAGAUAACUGGGACAGCCCUGGACAACACUGAAAUGGUGUAAUGUGUUUUUUGUAGGUGCGUUUUGACAGCAUUGGGGGAUUGACCAGACACAUCUCUGCCCUGAAAGAGAUGGUCGUCUUCCCACUGCUCUACCCAGAGGUGUUUGAGAGGUUCAAGAUCCAACCUCCAAGGUAGUUAGAAAGAAGAAAGUGAACGGUGCAACAUACAUUUCUGCUGUAUGUUUUUAUAAACUCAUCCAUACUCUUAUGGUGAAAUGAUCUAGGAUCUGUUGUUGCUCUUGAUGUGUGUUUAUAAACUCAUCCAUACUCUUAUGGUGAAAUGAUCUAGGAUAUGUUGUUGCUCUUGAUGCUGUAUAGUAAGUGUAGAGACUUGCUGUGUGUGUGUGUGUAGGGGCUGUCUGUUCUACGGACCUCCUGGAACAGGGAAGACUCUAGUGGCCAGGGCGUUGGCUAACGAGUGCGGUCAGGGAGAGAGGAAGGUCUCUUUCUUCAUGAGAAAGGGAGCAGACUGCCUCAGCAAGUGGGUGGGAGAGUCUGAGCGCCAGCUACGCCUGCUCUUCGACCAGGUCAGUACCUACCAUUAUUAUCUCCAUGGAAGUUGGCUUCUGCUUCUGAAAUAUAUUGUAUUCCAGUUAUUGUUCCAGGAUCUUGAAACGGAGAUGAUUGGAGUUGGAGGAAGAAAUACUAAAACUAUUUUUUUUAACAACAAAUCUUUUAGGCCUAUCAGAUGCGGCCGUCGAUUAUUUUCUUUGAUGAGAUCGAUGGGUUGGCUCCAGUCCGCUCAAGCAGACAGGACCAAAUACACAGGUCAGACACUGUGUUAAUCGCUGGAAGAAUUGAUUUGAAUGCAACCAUUAUUGCUUCUCGUUUAGCUAUUUGGUGGCUUUUGUUUAGUAUGAUUAUGUCUCUGUACAGUGGGAAUAAUGUUCUGUAUGUGUUUCCAUCUUACAGCUCCAUCGUGUCCACUCUCCUUGCCCUGAUGGAUGGGUUAGACAGCAGAGGAGAGGUUGUGGUGAUCGGAGCUACUAACCGUCUGGACUCUAUAGACCCAGCUCUCAGACGGCCUGGACGCUUCGACCGAGAGUUCCUCUUUGGCCUGCCUGACAGAGAGGUGAGACAAGGGUCUUAGUGACCACUGGUGUAAUCAUUAGUGCAUGCUGUAGCAAACAGUUUUGCAACAAAAAACCAGAUUUUUAUUGGACAAAUUCAGGUAGGUCCCUCCCCAUAUAUCAAAAGUUUGGACACACCUACUCAUUCAAGGGUCUGUCUUUAUUUUUACUAUUUUAUACAUUGUAGAAUAAUAGUGAAGACAUCAAAACUAUGAAAUAACACACAUGGAAUCAUGUAGUAACCAAAAAAGUGUUAAACAAAUCAAAUAUUUUAGAUUCUUCAAAUAGCCACCCUUUGCCUUGAUGACAGCUUUGCACACUCUUGGCAUUCUCUCAACCAGCUUCACCUGGAAUGUUUUCCAACAGUCUUGAAGGAGUUCCCACAUAUGCUGAGCACUUGUUGGCUGCUUUUCCUUCACUCUGCCGUCCGACUCCUCCCAAACCAUCUCAAUUGGAUUGAGGUCGGGGGAUUGUGGAGGCCAGGUCAUCUGAUGCAGCACUCCAUCACUCUCCUUCUUGGUAAAAUAGCCCUUACACAGCCUGGAGGUGUGUUGGGUCAUUGUCCUGUUGAAAAACAAAUGAUAGUCCCACUAAGCCCAAACCAGAUGGGAUGGCGUAUCACUGCAGAAUGCUGUAGUAGCCAUGCUGGUUAAGUGUGCCUUGAAUUCUAAAUAAAUCACACAGUGUCACCAGCAAAGCACCCCCACACCAUAACACCACCUCCUCCAUGCUUUACGGUGGGAACCACACAUGCAGAGAUCAUCUGUUCGCCCACAGCGCGUCUCACAAAGAUAUGGCUGUUGGAACCAAAAAUCUCAAAUUUGGACUCCACCGGUCUAAUGUCCAUUGCUCGUGUUUCUUGGCCCAAGAAGGUCUCUUCUUAUUGGUGUCCUUUAGUAGUGGUUUCUUUGCAGCAAUUCGACCAUGAAGGCCUGAUUCACGCAGUCUCCUCUGAACAGUUGAUGUGUCUGUUACUUGAACUCUGUGAAGCAUUUAUUUGGGCUGCAAUUUCUGAGGCUGGUAACUAAUGAACUUAUCGUCUGCAGCAGAGGUAACUCUGGUUCAUCCAUUCCUGUGGCGGUCCUCAUUAGAGCCAGUUUCAUCAUAGCGCUUGAUGGUUUUUGCGACUGCAUUUGAAGAAACGUUCAAUGUUCUUGACAUUUUCCGUGUUGACUGACCUUCGUGUCUUAAAGUAAUGAUGGUCUUUUCUCUUUGCUUAUUUGAGCUGUUCUUGCCAUAAUAUGGACUUGGUCUUUUACCAAAUAGGGAUAUCUUCUGUAUACCAACCCUACCUUGUCACAACAUAACUAAUUGGCUCAAACGCAUUAAGAAAUAAAGAAAUUCCACAAAUUAACUUUUAAGAAGGCACACCUGUUAAUUGAAAUGCAUUCCAGGUGACUAAAUCAUGAAGCUGGUUGAGAGAAUGCCAAGAGUGUGCAAAGCUGUCAUCAAGGCAAAGGUUGGCUAUUUGAAGAAUCUCAAAUAUAAAAUAUAUUUUGAUUUGUUUAACACUUUUUUAUGGUUACUACAUGAUUCAAUGUGUGUUAUUUCAUAGUUUUGAUGUCUUCACUAUUAUUCUACAAUGUAGAAAAUAGUAAAAAUAAAGAAAAGCCCUCGAAUGAGUAGGUGUUCUAAAACGUUUGACCAGUAGUGUAUGUGUGUGUGUAUAUGUAUGUGUAUGUUAUUUAUUUAUACAUUUCUUUGUUCUACUGAGAUUAGGGUAUUUAUUUUCAUGUAGGAAAACUGUUUUUGGAAACAUUAAUAUUUGACAUAAAUGGUGAUGUUUGUUGUCCACUGGAGGCUCGGAAGGAUAUUCUGCAGAUCCACACCAGACAGUGGACUCCCCAGCCAUCAGACUCUUUCCUGGAGGAACUGGCGGACAAGUGUGUUGGUAUGGUUUUAUCCCUCUUCUCCAAACUGACCUAUAAUAAAAAUAAACAUUAUUUCAAACGCCAUUUUAAAUUCCAAUCUGUCAAAUAUUCAAAUAGUUUUCUGAGGCUCACUGAAAGUGUUGUGUGUAAUCAGAACAUGUAGAUGAUGCUCCCUUACGCUGUCACACUGUUUCCCAACGUCCACCUGCUGUGUCUCCUAGGUUACUGCGGUGCUGACAUCAAGGCAGUGUGUGCGGAGGCGGCUCUGUGUGCCCUGAGGAGACGAUACCCUCAGAUCUACUCCUCGUCCCAGAAGCUGGUGUUAGACGUAGCGUCUAUCUCCAUCGGCAGCAGGGACUUCCUGUCAGCCAUGAGGAAGACCGUCCCAGCCUCCCAGAGAGCUGUGUCGUCCCCAGCCAAGGCUCUGACUCCUGUAGUCCAGCCACUGCUUGGUGCAGCCCUACAGACUGUACUGGGUACAGUUAGCAGGCUGUUCCCCCAUGCAGAGCAGGGACUCAAGAGAGACAAGCGAGACAACGGUGGGUCGACUGGGACGAGAGAGAAUCUCUUAUGUUUCUCAUGUGAACUGUCUUCAUUGUCUGAUUAUUUUUAGUUGAGUAGGGUGAAAUGUUUUGAAACGGGGAGGUACUACCGGAACUUCUCCCAAUAGUUUUUUGUUGCAAACUGUAUUUUCUACGUUGUCCCCUACAAACAUGACCCAGAUUUGGUAUGCCCUCCUGCCGGUUGUAUAAGAAUGGAUAUGUUGAGUUGUAUUCUUGAAUGUCAUACUUCGUUGUCAUGUUCUAAGACAUUUUCCCACUUGUCUUUAGGUGUCCUCCCAGCUGGUGUUUUAGAAGAUGAUCACCUAUACAGUGAAGAUGAGGACUCUGUCUGCAUCAACGGUCUCUCUCACAAGGCCAAGGCAGCUGGGGGCUUCCUGCAUUUCAGCAGGUGGGUAACGGUUUUUCCAACGCACAGAAAUCCGUAUCCCAAAAGUCUUUCUCCUACUCCUCCCUGAAGUGUGCUUUUUGAAAGCUUUGAGAUCUGUGUGGGGACUGAAGUGUAGACUUCAUGAAAAAGGGGGUAGAAUGGGUAUUGAGCUCUUGUCUUGUACAGUAUUUUAUAAGCUUUUUCUCUCCCCUCUCCUCCUCUCCUCUGUUCUCCCAGGAGCGUGCUGAACCAACCCACAUCGUACCGUCCCAGGCUGCUGCUGGCGGGGCGUCCUGGGUCAGGUCAGAGCAGUCACCUGGCCCCUGCCGUGCUCCAUGCCCUGGAGAAGUUCACAGUCUACACCCUGGACAUAGCCGUGCUGUUCGGAGUCAGCACCACCUCUCCCGAGGAGGCCUGCGCUCAGGUACUGUACUCCCCCUUGGAUCACGCCCUGUUUUCUGUAUAGUGGCUCUAUUGAGCCCUGUGCCAUCAGCCAUGACAGACGGUGAAUCUCAAGUCUUUCCUUGAGUCCUUGAUUCUUCACAUAUUUCUCAAAACUAAUUGGAGGAGAAGGUCCAAGGAGAGAGGAAUCAAGGAGUCAAAUAAAUACUUUUGAGAUGAACCCAGAGAUAUAUAGUAUUGAUGUUCCAUUGGAUGUCCUGUAUUGAUGAACCCAGAGAUAUAUACGGUAUUGAUGUUCCAUUACAUGUCCUGUAUUGAUGAUUUGGUAUUUUAUUAGGAUCCCCAUUAGCUGUUGCUAAAGCAGCAGCUACUCUUCCUGGGGUCCACACAAAACAUGAAAUAUGACAUAAUACAGAACAUUAAUAGAUAAGAACCGCUCAAGGACAGAACUACAUACUUUUUUUUUUUUUAAAGGCACAUGAACCCAGAGAUAUACAGUAUUGAUGUUCCAUUGGAUGUCCUGUAUGUCUUGACUUGUAGAUAUUCAGUGAGGAGGUAUGCGUGUUCGAAUAAACACUUCUGUAAUGAUGUUUGGUUGUGUUGUAGAUGUUCUGUGAGGCCAAGAGGACGUCCCCCAGUAUCCUGUAUAUCCCUCACAUCCAGCAGUGGUGGGACACGGUGGGGUCGGCUCUCAGAGCUACCUUCCUCAGCCUGUUACAGGACAUCCCCUCCUUCUCACCCAUCCUGCUGCUGGCCACCUGUAGUGUCCCCCACAGCAGUCUCUUCCCUGAGGUAGGUACAGUAGACAGACAACACCGCACAGCAGUCUAGCAGGAUGUAGUGAAGACACCAAUAUGGCGGUGUAUUAUGUCUUCUGUUUGUAACAGUGUGUCAUAUGAAAAAUGUGAUUGUAUUAUAAAUUGUAUUUUAAUGUUUAAGGACUCUUGGAAGAUUAGUCCAAACGAGAACAAAAAUAGAUCCUAAUACAGUCAAAUCACCAACAGGAAACGGGAUGUGCACUCGCUCCCUUCCCCUGUGGGAGAAGCUGGAGGGUUGGAAUUGGGCUUCUGAGCAGGGGGAUCAGUCAGUCCUAUUUAUCUGAAUGUUAUGUUCACUAGGUGACUCAUCUUGGUAAAUGUCAUCCCCCCCCCCAUAGGUCCAGGACCUGUUCUGUGCUGAGUAUGGAGAGGUGCUCCAGGUUCAGGUCCCAACCCCACAGGAGAGGAGGAACUUCUUUGACGAUCUCAUCCUCAACCAGGCUGCCAAAGCUCCUGCAUCCAAGAAAAAAGCAGGUAAGAUGGCACCAUAUUCUAUGAUGUAUUUUUGUGGAAUCCUGGAUAAUGGUCCAAAAAUGGUUAAACAAGCUCAACUUCACAACUAGUAAGUAUUGUAUAAGAGGUGCCGGUAAUCGAACAGUAGAAAAUUAGAGGAGCAGGUUCUCUGUACCAAAGCUGUCGGCACUCGCUCAGCCAUGUGGUUAGUCGCUUACCUCCCGGUCCUCCUCCCCAGUGCUCGCAGCCCUGGAGGUGCUCCCUGUAGCGCCCCCUCCUCCCCCCAGGACGCUGACGGAGAAGGAGCAGCAGCGAUUGGAGGAGCAGGAGGAAGACACUCUCAGGGAGCUCCGCCUCUUCCUGCGUGAUGUCACCAACCGCCUCUCUCAGGACAAACGCUUCAAGGCCUUCACCAAGCCCGUCGACCUGGAGGAGGUGAGACUGACGAUCAAUUACUGUGAAUGAAUGUGUUCUGAGACAACUUGUUAAAAAAAAAAUAAGAUGAGGGUUAAAUAAAGAGGAAAAGAGACCAGAUGUCUAAACAUUGACAUGGUGGAAUCUUCUAGAACUGUAUCACGUGGAGAAUGACUGACCUGUUCCUUUUGGAUCAUGGUUGUGUUAUGUCUUGUCUAGGUGCCUGACUAUGCUACAGUUAUAGAGCAGCCCAUGGACCUGUCCACUGUCCUCUCCAACAUCGACACUCACAAGUACGUGACUGUGAAGGAGUUUGUACACGACGUGGAUCUCAUCUGGAAGAACUGUCUGGAAUACAACCCUGACAAAGAUCCUUCAGGUAGGAAAUAUGCUCUAUCCAGAAUUUUUUAGAUUUUGUAUGCCUGUUCAUGGGAGAAUGUUUCAUUUAUUUAAUAAAUGUAUUAAUUCAACUAAUCAUUCAUUACUUAAUUCAGCCAACACUAUUAAUUCAUUCAAACAUUCAUUCAUUCAUCCAUCCAUUCAACACUUCAUAAUCCUACUGAUGACAAGUCUGUUUACUGGAUGUUUUCCAGAUCGUCAGAUCCGCCACAGAGCAUGUGCUCUGAAGGACACUGUACAGGCCAUCAUCAAAGAUAAACUGGAUGAAGACUUUGAGAAGAUCUGCGAGGAUAUCAAGGAGUCCCGCAGCACCAGAGGUCAGGUGUUAUUCUAUUGGUGCAGAGUAGUUCUAGAAAUAAAUUGUUAUAGAGUAGAAAUACAUUUAGCUUUUCAUUUGUUCAGUUUAUUCUGCUGCUCUCUCCUUUUUUGUAUUCAAUCAAAUGUAUUUAUAAAGCCCUUUUUACAUCAGCAGAUGUCACAAAGUGCUAUACAGAAACCCAGCCUAAAACCCCCAAAAAGCAAGCAAUGCAGAUGGAUGAAAGCAGAGGAUUCCUGAUGGAUUAAAUAUGAACUCCCUCUCUCUUAACUUCCAGGUUGUGCCACUUCAAGGUUUGCUCCAUCCUACUAUCACGUUCAUCCCAAGACAAGAGCAGUGGAUGUGGAGAGCACCGAUACAGCAGGCCCCUCUAAAGAGUCUACUUCUGCUGUUCCCUCAGCUGUGAACACACCACGUCCUUCAGGUUAGCAAGCAUCUCAGUCAUGUACAGACACACAAUGCUACACAGGUUAGCGUUUCAACACUCCGCAGACAGACUUCUGUCUCCCAACAGAGGAUGAGCUACAGAGAGCUUUCCAGAACUAUAAUAUAACAAUAUGGCAUUUAGCAGACGCUUUAAAUCCAAAGCGACUUACAGUCAUGCGUGCAUACAUUUUUGUGUAUGGGUGGUCCCGGGGAUCGAACCCACUACCUUGGCGUUACAAGCGCCGUGCUCUACCAGCUGAGCUACAGAGGACCACCUAUCCUCUAAUCCUCUAAUAACUGCUGAUACUGAGAGAUGAAUGAUAAUGCCUGUCAGUUUCUCUCACCAUGUUUACACUCAUCAUUCAGUCAUUCAUAAAGGUGUUUAUUUUAUUGUUGUUGAUGAACUGAUCAUCUACUAAUCAGCAGCUCAGAAGAAGAAACGCAGGAAGAGCCGCUGGAGCAAUGGCAUCAUCAGGAAAAGGUCCUCUCCUCACACCUCUAAAGACCAUUCUGAUGUGGUGGAGGAAGGAGAGGAUGAGGAGGAGGAAGAGGAGGAGAGGAGAGGGGCAGAGAGUGAGGAGGGGGGUGACGCUGCAGAGUCGGGGCUGGAGGAGCUGGAGAUCACUGGGGCUGAGGAGACCCCAAUGGAGCGGGAAGAACCAGCCCAACAGGAGAACCAGGACGGCCAGCCCAUGGAGCAAGACACUAAGGACAGGCAGCCCAUGGAGCAAGACACUAAGGACAGGCAGACCAUGGAGGAGGCUAGCCAAGCUGGGGCUGGAGACCAGAGCAGUGAGGGCACCCAGGAUCCUGUGGUAGUGGUUGGAGCCCAGGAAAACCACAUCUUACUAGAAGGGGGAGACAAUGUAUGUUAUUUUGUUGUGAAAUGGAUGAUGCUUUUUGUAUGGAUGAUUCUCCUGCUGAAUCGAUUUGUAUUUUGAUGUUUUCUACUUUUUCCUCAUUCACCCAGGGGCAGGUGUCCACUACAGACACAACUGAGCCUCAGAGAUUGGAGGUGGAGGAAGAGACUACCACAGGUUUGUAGCCUCCCUUCACACAAUGACCCCCCCCCCCCCCCCCCCACUCAAUCUGUCGUUUUUAGGUGAACUUUGUUGAAUUGUAAACUCACUCCUCCCCUCUGUCCUCUUGUCAGAAGCGGGAGUGAGGCGUGUGACGCGGGGUCUGAAGGACCAGGGGAUGCAGCGGGUGAUGGAUGUUGACAAGGCGAUACUGGAACAGAAGACGAAGCCCCCGGUGGUGGUGGAUCACAACAAACUAAAGGUAGCUGAUUCUCACUGCACCUGGUCCAGGGUCAGAUCGUUGCCCAGCCUCCUAAUGGAUUUGAGGUUGUGUUAUCUGAUCCUAGAACUGUGGUUAAGGCAACUAAUCAAAUCAAAUCAAAUUGUAUUGGUCACAUGCGCCGAAUACAACAGGUGCAGACAUUACAGUGAAAUGCUUACUUACAGCCCUUAACCAACAGUGCAUUUAUUUUAAACAAAAAAAGUAAGAAUAAAACAACAACAAAAAAAGUGUUGAGAAAAAAAGAGCAGAAGUAAAAUAAAGUGACAGUAGGGAGGCUAUAUAUACAGGGGGGGUACCGUUGCAGAGUCAAUGUGUGGGGGCACCGGCUAGUUGAGGUAGUUGAGGUAAUAUGUACAUGUGGGUAGAGUUAAAGUGACUAUGCAUAAAUACUUAACAGAGUAGCAGCAGCGUAAAAAGGAUGGGGUGGGGGGGCAGUGCAAAUAGUCCGGGUAGCCAUGAUUAGCUGUUCAGGAGUCUUAUGGCUUGGGGGUAGAAGCUGUUGAGAAGUCUUUUGGACCUAGACUUGGCACUCCGGUACCGCUUGCCGUGCGGUAGCAGAGAGAACAGUCUAUGACUAGGGUGGCUGGAGUCUUUGACAAUUUUGAGGGCCUUCCUUCCUCCUUUGAGGGCCUUCCUCUAGCCAGUGGCAGUCUGUUUAUGCUCUUAUCGCUGUAUGGAAAUGUCAUGUCAAGCCAUGUUUGGCUUGACAAUGACAGCAAUAGAGUUGGCAAGAGCACAACCCGAUCAGGAAUCAGACUGAGGCAACUUCUUCCUUUUAGACAAAUAUGGAGGAUAUAAGACCUCCGUGCUGAACUGGUUUUCUGGUCCUUCAUUUCAGGAGCUGCUUCAGAGAGUAGUGUCUAAGACGGAGGGACAUGAGGUCUAUCAACUGGAGAAGCUAUAUGCCCUGUUAUGUCAGAGUAUCUACAGACACCGCAAAGACUACGACAAGACUGCCCUGCUGAAGGUUUGUCAUUCUAUACAUUUUAAUUUGUAGUGUAUAUAUAUUCUUCUGUUGCUAUAAGUGUACUUUAUGAAACAAAUAUUGAGCAAUGCCCCAUAAAUUGUGUUUUUGUAUGUUUUCUAAUGUUUUUUUUAUUCUCUUUCCAGGAAAUGGGAAAUGAAAUUGAAGAUUUUUCAUAA